AUGUCCUUUGGCGUUCUCAUUUCAGGAGAAAAGUACAAAACAGUCAUUCUUGAUGCUUGCCAUGAUGUCAAGCAAUCUUCGGCUGUUAAGCCAUCUAUAUUAUGCCCUGCGAACAGCUUCAUGAAAUCGGGCGUCAUUCGAAGCAUUGCCCAAGUUCUCGGUGAACACGGUGUGCUAGCCGUAAAUAUUCUUUGCUCAAGAGACAACUUAGCAAAUGAGGAGCACGUCCUUUCCGUAUUCAGAGAACACUUUGCAACGUGUUUUCUUCUGCGAUACAGCGCAGCACAACGGUUGCUCGCGUGCACGCAGAGAGAGGGAUGGAGUUUCGGUGCGCAGAGAACACGAUUCAUACAGAACUUACAAGACUUCGACAACCAGUUCAACUUUAGGCUUAGCGCCAUCAUUCCUAGAGAGAAUUAG
Molecule: messenger RNA, 420 nt
Organism: Ostertagia ostertagi
Lineage: Eukaryota; Metazoa; Nematoda; Chromadorea; Rhabditida; Trichostrongylidae
Source: the annotation of a GenBank genome assembly